Molecule: messenger RNA, 292 nt
Organism: Candidula unifasciata
Lineage: Eukaryota; Metazoa; Mollusca; Gastropoda; Stylommatophora; Geomitridae
Source: the annotation of a GenBank genome assembly
AUGGAGUUGUCAUCAAACAGCCAGUGUAAAUUUCAUAAGGUUGAAGAGAGACAGAAUUGGGGUAAAAAGAUGGAGUUUAUGCUUGCAAUCAUCGGAUACGCUGUAGGACUUGGAAAUGUAUGGAGGUUUCCCUAUUUGUGUUUCAGGAGUGGUGGCGGAGCAUUCCUCAUUCCAUUCUUCAUCAUGCUAAUUCUGUGUGGGAUUCCCCUGGCUUACAUGGAAAUGGCUGUCGGUCAGUACACAAGACAGGGACCUAUUGGAGCAAUUGGGAAGCUGUGUCCAUUUUUUAAAG